Patiria miniata (bat star) is the source of this 2767-nucleotide messenger RNA. Its product is annotated as gamma-aminobutyric acid receptor subunit alpha-2-like. Bases 745 to 2139 code for a protein of 464 amino acids. The transcript is spliced from 9 exons. Gene Ontology annotation, cellular component: GABA-A receptor complex; neuron projection; synapse. The record is from RefSeq and is a predicted model, not a curated record. Gene Ontology annotation, molecular function: benzodiazepine receptor activity; inhibitory extracellular ligand-gated monoatomic ion channel activity; GABA-A receptor activity. NCBI's taxonomy places the organism in Eukaryota, Metazoa, Echinodermata, Asteroidea, Valvatida, Asterinidae. Gene Ontology annotation, biological process: chemical synaptic transmission; monoatomic ion transmembrane transport; signal transduction.
CUCCGUGUUGCAUUAUUAAAACUCUUGUACCGCGCGGGAACAUGUUCAACGGCUGUGGGAGAAUAGUCGACGACAGAGGAAGGAACAACAAGCUCAAUUCCUUUUUUUCCCCUCUGUUGGUUGCCUCUGCGCUUACAGGCGGGGAAGCAUUUUGUCCAUAUUUUUCUCGCGUCAGUUGCGAGUGGAGGAGGCGGGACCGCGUGGAUUUUAUUUGAUUCGCACUCCGGUGUUUACAGCGGAUUUCUUCCGCUCCGAAUAAUCCUUUCAAACCACUUGCCUAAAUGAAACCAUGCCGGAACUCUUCUCCAAACAACCACGCUAUUUUUUGAUGAAGUAGCAAUAUUCUCCAUGCGUGCUGUGUACGAGUAUCGAACGCAGGGACUUGUAUAGCAGAGCUGGCAAUCCCCCAGUAUGCCCUUGUGCGACUCGUGUGGUUUUCCCGCCAAUAUUUUUGAGGUCACGCGCAGUGACCUCGCAUGAAGCGCGCCAUCACACACUGGUUUGAAACCAGUCCGGUUUGUUUGCGGUAGUUGCACGCACGCGAGGACAAUCCACCACGCGCCGAUAUCGGUACGGUGCGCUACCGACUGCCAGCCCUUCGCGUCAGGACAAGUGUAGAGGAAAAACUGCCGCAUACUUAACUGCUAACGUUUGCCGAACUAGUCUGUUACCUGACUGGGAAUCUUGACAGAAAUCUUGAGCUGAAAUCACAGAUUUUCUGAGGGGAGGAAAGACGACGUUGCAAUGGGGAGGUUCGUUGUAAUGUGCUGCGUGUUGAAUUGCCUCGUCGUCCGUUGUAUCUUGGGUGCGUGCAGCGGUCCUGGUGGUGGGUACGAGUACAACACCAACAAGCAAGAGGAACAGGCCAGGGAGAACAUCACACGUAUCCUGGACCACCUGACUACCAAUUACGAUAAGAACCUACGCCCUGGUAUCAAAGGUCCACCGAUCGUUAUCCAGAGCGAUAUCUUCGCCCUGAGCGUCGGACCAGUCGUAGAGAUAGACCUGGAAUUCAGCAUCGAUGUCUUCUUCCGUCAGCGCUGGACCGACCCCCGGCUCCAAUUCAACAGUUCCUCCGUGGAGAUGCUGCAGCUCAACACCAUCAUGCUGGAGUCUAUCUGGUAUCCUGACACCUACUUUUUCAACGGCAGGCGCAGCAAGCGCCACACCGUGACCACGCCCAACCGACUAUUCCGCAUCUCGCCCGAGGGAAAGGUCCUGUACACGCAACGUUUGACCUUGAAAGCAGAGUGCAUGAUGAACCUGGCCAAGUACCCCAUGGAUGUACAAGUCUGCCCUCUACACUUCGGAAGCAAUAGUUAUUCCGAGGAGGACGUGGUUUACCGCUGGCUGUACGAGCCCGAGAACGCCUCGGCCUCCAUUGAGGUAUCCGAAGACAUCCGAUUCUCCCAAUUCUCGCUCAAGACGUGGAACGCCGAGAGGAGCGUCAAGGUGUCAGACCGGAUUGGUAACAGGACUCAACUGACAGUGAAAUUCCACCUGGCCCGUAACGCAGGGUUCUUCGUCAUCUCCACCUACAUUCCCUGCGUGUUGCUUGUCGUUCUCUCGUGGGUCUCCUUCUGGCUGAACAGGGAGGCCACGCCCGCUCGAGUUGCGCUGUGUAUCAUGACCCUACUGACCAUCACCACCCUGGGCUGGAGUUCCCGUGCCGUCCUGCCCAAGGUCAGCUACGCCAAGGCCAUAGACUGGUUCAUCGUUAUGUGCUUCGGCUACGUCUUCGCUGCCAUGGUGGAGUAUGCCGCCGUCAACUACUUCACCAAGAGACGGGCUGGCAUGCUACCUGGAAUGGCCGAUGAUGACGACGAUGACAUGGCACAAGCUGAGGCAGAGAACGUGGAGGCCACCCUCCGCAAGAAGCGUCGCUUCACCCUCCUGAGCAGCCUGACCCGCUACAACAUCAAGGUCAAGAACCCCGAAGACUCCACCAAACAGUCCUUCCUGAUGGAUCUACUCAGCUGCAUCUGCGGCAACGCCGAGUACCGCAAUGCCCGGCUGCGGCAGAGCCGGGCCUCCGGGAAGCCCUUCAACAGCGUCAGCCGGAUCGACGUGGCCUCACGCGUCAUCUUCCCGGUGUCCUUCAUACUAUCCAAUGGUAUCUUCUGGUUUGCCUACAACUAAGGAGCUGGCAACAUUGUCUACAAAUUUAACAGCUCGGUACAGAAAACAUCCGAAUAUUUGGUUCCGAAAUUGUAAAAUGAACAAUAAAAAGCGAACCGUUUGACAUUUAUAAAAUUAAAGCCUUGCUAGCUUGCAUCGUCCACCUUCUCAAAAACAGAAUAUGGUAUUUUAUAAGAAGGGUGUAAAAUAUUUCAAAAUUGUUCUCAUUUCAAUACUGUUAAAAGUGUGUUGGUUGCUGAAGAAGUGCUGAUUCUGUGAAUACAUUAUUUAAUACCAAUUUAAAGUCUUAUAAAAUUGCGUGUUAUGUAAUGAAAAUAUCCGUGUGAGGAAAUAGAAAUUAAAUCGAUAAUUAGUUAUUGAUAACUCACUUAAAAAACUCCGCGUAUAGACCCCCCCCCCAAAAAAAAAUGAAUUGUACUACGGUUAGAAUUUGUAGCGAUUGAUGAAUUUAUAAUUGGCAUAGUUUGAUACAACUAAUUAGAGAGUUUUCCUUAGUCUGUAUAUUUGUGUCAAUUAUUUUUUUUUUAUAUUUCAUAAUGUCUUGGGACUUCAAACGUUCAAUUCUUAAAUUAUUUAUUUAUAAUUGGGAGAGGCACACGCUAAAUAAAAUUGUGAUAUCCUAAGAAAA